CCUUCCUUCGUCAACAUCGCUCGUACAUCGCUCGCCCAGCCGGAUCCGCUGUUCCUCCGCCAACCAGCAUGCCUCAUUCGUUUACGGAACAGGCUGCUGGCCCCGACAGCUCCGUCCUCUGUGAAAACGGCAUCACGACUCUGGCACAGGUCCGCUCUGCUGCGUGUGGCAUGGCCCCCAUUCUUCGCAUUCUCCCAUCUGACACUGCCGCUGCUGCGUCGCCGUGCUUUCUCCCUCUCGCCAUCCAGGUUCGAGAGCUUACCACUGAAGAGCUUGUGCGAAUCGGGCUCAAGACCGGCAGCGCAAUAUCGCUGCAGCGACUGGCCCGCUUUGAGCCCUGUAGCCGGCUCCUUGCGUCUCUUGGGCUGGCUCAUCUGCGCGACGUCUUUCUUGACCACGACCUGUUCUCGAUUGAGGAGAUCCUCGCCCUCUCUCGUGGCCGACUCAAGCUCCUGGGGCUCAAGACCGGCGAGAUUUUGAGGCUUAGGCUUGCGCAAGAACCCGAGGGGCCCAACGACACCAACUGGCAACAUGCCCCCGAAAGUGUGCAGCGCUUUCUUGCCGACAGCGGAUUCACGGGGCUGUCUUCCCGCUUUGCCCAAGAGUCCGUCGACAACUUGACGCUGGUGGGCCUGCUUGAGCGCCAAGACCUGCUCGAUCUUGGCCUUGCCAACGACGACGAUGUGGCCAAGUUCAUCGCCUUCCGGGACUUUUCUCCAACAUCGCCGCUGCGGCAAAACAUUCCGGCCAGCCUCAUCCAGUUCCUUGAACAUGCAAAGUUGGUGCCGAUCUGGCGAGUCUUUGCCCGCCAUGGACUCAUGACUCUCUCGGAGAUCCAGGAGCUGUCCUCGGGCGAGCUCGAGAGAAUCGGCUUGAGCCUGGGCCAGGUCAAAAGGUGCCUGAGAUCCGUCCGAGAGCUCUGUUUGAAGCAGUUUUUGGAAGAGCACUCCCUCUCCGAGCUUCAGGAUCGACUGCUGGCCUACAAUCACGACGAAGUCAAGAAGCUUCGCAUCAUGACCAAGAACGAGUUCAAGCAGCUGGGGCUUACAGCCUCGCAGAUCCAGACCAUCCAGACCCGGCUGGACUCUGACCAAGCCGCAACGGGCUCUCAGACUUUGCUUUCCAAAAGAGUCGCUCCGACCUCCAUGGUGGUUCAGAUCAGCAAAACACCGGACGACUAUCUUCUGGCGGCGAAAAGCGCUCUGGACACCGUCGCUAGCCUUGAGAACAAGCUCGGCAACAACAAGUUCGGCGAAAGCCAGCCCGACGAAAACAAGUCCGAAGAACGCAAGCCAAGCUCGGAGGACAUUUUCAAGCUUGCCCUGGAUGAAAGCUGGAGAUGCAAUGACAGCUACAGCACCCACGACUUUUUCUUGAGGUGA
Polychytrium aggregatum is the source of this 1382-nucleotide messenger RNA. RefSeq lists its product as uncharacterized. The coding region runs from base 69 to 1382 and encodes 437 amino acids. The transcript has 7 exons. Lineage: Eukaryota; Fungi; Chytridiomycota; Chytridiomycetes; Polychytriales. The record is from RefSeq and is a predicted model, not a curated record.